Eufriesea mexicana is the source of this 2232-nucleotide messenger RNA. RefSeq names its product conserved oligomeric Golgi complex subunit 4 (gene Cog4). NCBI's taxonomy places the organism in Eukaryota, Metazoa, Arthropoda, Insecta, Hymenoptera, Apidae. The coding region runs from base 1 to 2232 and encodes 743 amino acids. The record is from RefSeq and is a predicted model, not a curated record. The transcript is spliced from 10 exons. Gene Ontology annotation, biological process: retrograde vesicle-mediated transport, Golgi to endoplasmic reticulum; Golgi organization. Gene Ontology annotation, cellular component: COG complex.
AUGUGUAUCAUGGAUUUAUCUCCAAAUCAAGAAAAUUUAACACAAAUACUUGAUAAAUUAUCAGAAGAUGAGAUUAAAAUAGAAAAAAAUUUAGAAAAUAUACUUUCAAGACAAUGUCAUGUAGAAACAAAACUACAGAAUAUAAGUAAAGUAUUACCUAAUGUUGUUGUAAUACGAACUGAAGGAGAAAAGUUUUGUAACAUGAUUGCACGUACUAAUGAAUUAGCAGAAAAUGUAAGUGCCAAAGUCAGACAAUUAGAUUUAGCAAGGAGCAGAGUAUAUGAAUGUCAAAGACGUGUUAAUGACAUCCUUGAUUUACAAUUAUGCAGUGAAGGAGUAGCCAUGGCAUUGAGUAAUGAAGAUUAUGAGCAAGGUGCAGCACAUGUACAUCGUUAUUUAUCAAUGGAUCAACAAUUAUUAGAAAGAACAGCUGAAGAUAUUUUAAUGGAUCAUACUAGUAUCAGUUGUUCUUUAAUUACAUUACAACAAGCAGCAUUACAACUUAAAACUGUAGUUACUCAUAAAUUUGAUGAAGCAGUAAAAUUGGAAGAUCUUGCAUCUGUUGAAAGAUUUUUCAAAAUAUUUCCAUUAUUAGGAAUGCAUACUGAAGGACUUAAAAAAUUUUGUAACUAUUUGUGCACAAAGUUGCAGGAAACAGCACAAAAGAAUUUAAAAACAGCUUUAGAAAUGAAAAGUAACGAUAAAAGAGCAUCAGUUAUAUUUGCUGAUACUAUAACAUUACUAUUUGAAGGAAUUGCUCGUAUUGUAGAGAUACAUCAACCAAUAAUUGAAACAUAUUAUGGUCCUGGAAGACUGUUAAUGACAAUUUCUAUUUUACAAAAGGAAUGUGAUAGGCAAGUUAAAAAGAUUAUUGCAGAAUUUAUAAAAUAUCGAUGUAUAUCUAAGAAAGUACAAAUAGUGAAUGAACAUGUUCGAAAACCAAGCUCUGAAAGGGCAGAUCCUAAAGAAUUUGAUUUGUUAUUGGGUGAAAUUACAAUAAUGCAUUCACGUGCGGAAUUGUACAUUAGAUUUCUAAGAAGAAGGGUUAAAAAUGAUAUAGAAAUUAGUGCAACAAAUGAUACACAAUACAAAGAUUUAAUAAGUGAAUUUGAAAAUAUUAUCAAUAACUCUGAUUUAGCACAUGGUAUGCAAGAACUUUUAGGAGCUUAUCUUGCUUUAGAAAGAUAUUUUCUUGAAGAAAGUGUAAAUAAAGCAUUAGGGAUAGAUACCCUAGAACAGGAUCAACAAACAUCUAGUAUGGUCGAUGAUGUUUUCUUUAUAAUACAAAAAUGUAUAAGGCGUUCUAUGUCAAGUUGGAGUAUAGAUGGUGUUUGUGCUGUAGUUAAUAUGGCUUGUGGUAUACUAGAAGGAGAAUUUGCAAAUAGAUUACGAAAUCGAUUAAGACAAGGUUAUCCAGCAGGAUAUUUAGAUUUAGCACAAGCUUACAGUGCUCUUCAAACAAGUAUACAGCAUGGUCGUUUACAAACUUCAGAUACAGAGGCUGCUCGUUUAAUGUUUUUGGCCUACUUAAAUAACACUGAUGUAAGUAUUGAGUAUGUUGAAACACUAUGUAAAAGUCUCAAUACAGAAAUAGAUGCAACAUUUCCAAAUAUGCAAAGCAAAGAUAGAGGGAAAAUCGACAGUUGCUUAUCCGGUUUGAAAGGUGUUAUGUCGAUACUGCGAGCUGUUACUGAUUAUGGUUUGGAACAGUUACGAGUAAGCGCUGUUAAACCAAGAGUUACACCUUGGGUCGAUGCAUUUUUAUCAGUCGAUCAUCACAUAAAUGAGGACGAUUUAUUAAGGUACGAAACAGAAGAACCCUUUGUACAAACUUUGAUUAUGAAUUUAGAAGGAUUACUUCAAAGUUUUAAGGGAAAUUUAACAGUAUCUAAUUACGAUGCUUUAAUUGGUCUUCUUACUGCUGAAGUUACAGCUCGUUUAGAGAAAGUUGUAUUAAAGUCUACUUUUAACAGGGCGGGAGGUCUCAUACUUGAUAAAGAAAUAAGAUCAUUGGCAAGUUAUUUAGCUGCUGUUACUUCUUGGUCUGUACGUGAUAAAUUUGCACGUUUAACACAAAUAGCUACUAUAUUAAGUGUAGAAAAGGUGGAAGAAUUAGCAGAUUAUUGUGGUGCAGAUGCAAUAGCAUGGAGAUUAACACCUACUGAAGUUCGACGCAUUGCUUCUAUGAGGAUAGAUUUUCGACCAGAAGAUGUAAAAAAAUUAAAACUUUAA